This is a messenger RNA of Centruroides sculpturatus (bark scorpion), 5913 nucleotides long. RefSeq lists its product as uncharacterized. The record is from RefSeq and is a predicted model, not a curated record. Gene Ontology annotation, molecular function: heparin binding. The transcript has 30 exons. NCBI's taxonomy places the organism in Eukaryota, Metazoa, Arthropoda, Arachnida, Scorpiones, Buthidae. Bases 76 to 5853 code for a protein of 1925 amino acids. Gene Ontology annotation, cellular component: cell surface.
UGUAGAGGACUGCAAGAAGUGCUGUAUAAAGCUGACAAGAUAGGUGAUGAUAUUUACAUUUUGUCUCGUUUAGAAAUGGGGCAUCGAUGUUUAAGCUUCGUACUGUUAAUUGCUUUUUGGACGAAUUUGACUUUUGUUGAGCUUCAGAAAGUUCAAAUAGAAGAUUCCUUGGAACAAAUAGAAACUUAUUUAUUAAAGAAAAAUAAAGAAUAUGAGAGAUUAUUCGAAGAAGCUCUUAAUAAAUCGAGAGGUCGAAGAAAUGUAACUAAAGAGAACAUUUUAGAUAUGCAACAACUUAAAUAUACUAUAAUACAAACAAAGAAAUCAAACUUCUCUACAGAUUUUAAAAUUUUGUGUUUGUUAAAAGUUGACGAUAGCUCUUUAGUUUUCGGAACUGACAAAGGAAAUCUUAUUUUUUAUAAUAAUAAUGUAGUAACUUCAUACAAAAAUUUACCUGGAAUACCCUAUCAUAUAGAACAUUUCCUGUACAAUGGCAUUGAUCACUUUGUGGUAGGAUAUAAAUCUAAGUCUCAGAAUCGUUAUUUUAUUCAAGCUUUCGUAAGAGAUGAUGAUAAAAAGUACUCUCGAACAACAUUCGAUUAUAAAACUGAUUUUCAAGUAGUAAAAUUAAAGAGUGAUUACUACAUGUUCACGUGUAGCAUCGGUUCUGAAAGAUUAGCAGAACUAUACAAAUUAACUCCUCAUUUUAAUUUUCUUACUGAUUAUGCGACUAAAAAUUCUGUUGCAUGUACACUGUGGUUAAUGGAAGGAUCUCUUUAUGCUGUAAUUGCUCAAGAAACAGGGAAAUCGCCAUUGUUAAUUUAUAAUGAGAAUACUAAAACACUGGCUCUUCUUCAAAUGAUUUCUGUGGAAAGACCAUCUAAAGUAGCUCAUUUUGCAAUCAACAAAUAUCACUAUUUAAUUUUUCUUGCAAAUGGAAUUCCAACAAUACAUUAUUGGUGGGAAGGUGAUCAGUUUCUAGAGCAGCAACAACUCAAAGUAAAUGCUUUUGAUUUGGAUGUUGGGCAAUUAAAAACGGGGAAAAUAUUAAUUGGGAUUGCUACAAAGAAAACAGUGAUGUUCUUCGUGGAAUAUGUCAAGGGCAAAUUUAGGCCAGCUGGAAAUUUUUCCGUAGAUUCGACUAUCGAAACCAUAAAAAUUAUCAAUAUCGCUAAAGAUUAUAUUCUCAUUAAUUUUGAAGAGAGAUCCUCUGAAAUACACGAGCUAAUUAUCGAACAAUCUUUGGAACCCUAUGACAAAAAGAACGAAACUUCAUUAAAGCCUUUAUUCCAAUGUCUUGUUUCUUUAAAUGAAACACUAACCGAACGUUCUAAAAGCAUACAUAAUAUGUUAAUAAAUGCUUCAAAGGUAUGGACUACAGACAGACAUCAUAAACGAAUCGAGGCACACGUGAUCAUUAAAAAUGAUUUGAUUGUCGAUAAAGCUGUCUUUAUUACUGAUGUAAAUAUGGAAUUCGAUAAUGAUAUUUUGAAGAAUGGAUAUCGUAAGUCUUUGCAGGAUUACUUAGCAUUAUUUGGCAAUUUGCAAGCAAAAGCAAGACGUGCUGUCACAAAAUCGACAUAUCAAGAAAUAACUGGUAACAUCAAAUUUCAAUAUCCAAUUGAAUCUGUACAUACAAGAAUAAAUUACUUACCGAAUGAUAUCAUUAUUAAUAAUAUGUCACUGAAAGUAUUAGAAAAAUAUGCAUUGAAAACGAAGCAAAUAACAAGGGAAAGCUUUAGAAUGAACUUCGUCAAGGCACAAGAAAUUAUAAUUGAAGGAAAAUUAAAUGGAAUAUUUAUUAAAGAUCUGUUUUUGAUUAACGGAAUGCAAACUAUUACUGGUAACCUAAGUUUUAUGGAUAUUUACAUCAAUGAAGAUCUUAAUGUGAAAAGAACAAUCAACGAUAUUAGUUUUGAUGAAAUUGUUUCCAGAGAGAAUUUCGUUAUAUAUGGGCGAAAGGUUUUUAAUCGAAUUUUAGUUAAGAAAAAUAUAGAAGUCCGCACAAAUACAAAUAAAUUGAAACUUUCGUCAGUAGCAAGAAAAUUAGUAACUACAAAAUCAGAUCAUAGUCUAUCUGGAAAUAUUUUAUUUAAAGAUCACGUUAUCAUCCAUAAUUUAAUCUUAACUGGUUCAGUUAACGAAAAGGAAUUUGAAAAACUCUACUCUGAAGCUGUGUUGAUUGAUCGUAAUCAUCAUACAACAAUUAAAGGUUUGAAAACAUUUAAUAACGUCGUAACUGUCGCUAAUAUGAAGGUUUACGGACAGUUUAACAAUCGAAGUUUGGAAUCGCUACUGACAACACACACAAAGCAACUUAUAACUAAUACUGUUACAUUUAAAAACGUGAUUAUUUUCGAAAAUGAUCUCAUUGUAGAUACAAUUAACUCUAUAAAAUUUAGUGAUGCGGUUUUGUCGUUUCGAAACGAGAUCAUAACCAGUAGAAAGAUUUUCGAAAGCAAUAUCAUUGUAAAUGAUAUCGAAUUGGGAGAACAUGGCACCAUUAAUGGCAUAAAACCUUCUGAUCUAUUACAACUAUACCAAUUGAUAACUGAAACCAGAUAUGCAGAUAUUGCAGUAAAUAGUACAAAUUACAUAAAAUAUUCAGAAGAUAUUAGAAAUAUUAAUAUUUCUAAUAUGUGGAGAAAGUCAAAAAAUAAGACAAUUUGUGUUCCUGUUAAUUUUGGUAAUACGGUUGUUUUCGAAAAUAGCUUGACAGCAGACGUGUUCUUAAAAAACAAAUUAAUUUCGAAUUCAACCAAUAUCAUCAACGCAAAUAUAACGUUCGUAGACGACGUUACGACUUUUCUAAUCAACCAUAUUUGUGGUAAAGUUAAUGGGAUAAAUCUUUAUCAGCUAAAAAAAGAAAUUUUCUUGAUUUCAAAUCCCUGGAAAUGUAAAGGAACGAAAACCUUCCAUUCUUUAAGUGUUAAGAAUAGAAUUACAACAAAGUUACUUAAUGGAUAUGAUACAUCAAAUAUCGUGUUGUUGCAUACUGAUCAAUAUAUAAUUGGACAUAUUCGUUUUGAGAAUGUGCUUGUCCAUAAUUUAAGGGUAAAGAAUUUAUUCGUAGCGAAUAUUAAUGAAUAUUCGGUAGAAACAUUCCUAAGUGAAAUUGUCACUCAAAAUUCCCAAAAUGUAACUUUAACGGAUAAAGUAUUCAACAAUAUAAUUGUCAAAGGUUCAAUAACAGUUAAAGGUAUGAUCGAUGGAGUAGCAAUUGAGGAAUUUAUACGUAGAGCAGUUACUCAAAAUUCUAAACAAACUAUUGUUCAGAAGAUAUUUACAAAUGACUUAAUUUUCGAAGAUGAUCUGUCUGUUCAUAGUUUAAAUAAUUUAGAUAUUGUUGAUCAUAUUAACCGUGUGGUUUUCGUUGAUCAGAAAGAAAUAUAUGGGCAAAAGAUAGUUGAAGGAAACGUGGAAGUGAAAGGAGAACUAAUCAUAGAAGGUUUAAUCAAUGGUGUAAACAUAGAAUUGUUGAACCAAAAAGCAUUGUCAAAAAAUAAAUCUAAUAAGUUUAAUUCUUUUACGUUCUAUAAAGAUGUUAUAAUAGAUAAAUUGUAUACGAAAACUUUAAAUAGACAAGAUGUGAAUAACUUAGUCACCAUCAACGGAAACGAAACGUUAAAUUAUAUUCUAAUUACAAACGAUAUAAUGGCUUACAAUAUAAAAAUAAGAGGUUUACUAAAUAGUAACAACAUAACAAAGUUUAAAGAAAGAGCAUUGUAUAAAUAUAAACACAAUCAGACCAUAACUAAAAUGAAGAAAAUAAAAAAUUUGAUAGUCGAAGGAAACGUCAAUUUUCAAGGCAAAGUUAACGAUGAAGAUCCUUCGACUGUUUUCAAAUCGCCUGUUAAAUUAACUGUGUUGAAUUACACUCGAAUCCAUGCAAAGAAUAUGUAUGUAAGAACCAUCAACAAUGUGGAUCUUUCUUUCUUAAGAGAUAUCGUACUUAAAUCUGAAGAACAUCUCAUUAAAGGUGUGACGAUCUUCUCAAAUGUAUCUGAAAUGAUAAUAGAGAGAGACCUAGAAAUCAGGAAAAAUCUUUCUGUUAAUUCUAUCAACGAUCUUAUUAUGUCUAAUGUCGUUACUAAACAUUCUGUUCAAACUAUUUAUGGAAAUAUUAAAUUAGAAAACUUAAUUGUCGACAACCUCUACGUUACUGAGAGCAUAAAUGGAUUAUCCAUUCCCAAAGACCUCAUACUGAAAAAUACCGAUGAAGUUGUCCAUGGAACAACGUACUUUAAUGAAUUUAUACAGAUGAAUAAAAAUUUAAAUGUUUAUGGUAUGAUUGAAAAUGUUAAUGCUUCUCUUAUUUGGAACGCAUUGCUGAAUAAAGAAUAUAGGUGGAAUUUUCUCAAUGACGUCUUUAUUGACAAAUUGAUCAUACGUGAGAGUAUAAAUGGAAUAAGCGUAGAAGAAUUUGUAUCCUCUUCUACCGAAGUAAUUACAGGUGUUAAAAUUUUCAAAAGUUUAACUACAGAUGUUUUGAAUACAACCUUCAUUAAUGGUUACAAUUUGACGAAUAUCAUCACGUCUAUCUAUGAAAACAACAAUCCGAAAAUAAUUAUGGAAAUUAAAAACAAAGUAACGGUGGAGAAAAUUACGGUUAGGAAUACUUUUAAUGAUAAUCCUAUCCAUAAGAUAGGAAGCUUUACCAUAGGCACUCUGGAUAACUUAACAACCAACUUGGUCAAUUACAACUCAUACAUUGAGAAAUAUUCAACUUUGUACAGUAGGAUAUCCGAAUUUGCUUAUUUCAGCACUGUUCAUGAAUUGUCCUUAGGCCCCAUUGCGAAGAUCAUAUCUCAAUCCAAUACAUUUGAACAAUUCAGCUCGAAAAAUUUGCUAACAAUUUGGGUUAAUGCAAGAUGUAACAGAUUCUGCUGUAAAGACUAUACUUACUUCUUACAACCUAGCGAUAGAUUAUCGGAUAUAAAGGGACCUUACGAAGGGCGUCACUUGUCUAUUGUAGGAACUGUUCUGUCUAAUAUGACAAAUGGAAAAAAUGCAAUACGUAUUGUAAGAAAAGAAUGCUCCGAGGUAAUAUGUGAAACAUUAGUAAUGAAAAACAUUCCUUUUGUGGAGAGUAGUACAUUUAUAGAUGAGAUGACGCUGCCUAUGAUGGAGAUUGAAGAUGCUAAAGUUUUUCGAGCAAAUAAUGAGUUAUUUUUGGUCGUUUUUACGUCUAACGAUUCAACGACCUUAAAAAGUGCGAUAAGAGUCUAUCAAUAUAAGGACGGAUGGGAAGAACGUCAAAUGUUAUCAACAUUUUCAGCAAAAUCAAUAGAUUUACUUAACGGUUUAAAGGAAACCGAUAUUUAUUUGGCGGUGGCUAAUCAGGUGUUGGUGCAAAAUUGUAAAAAUCAGAGCCUCAUUUAUAAAUGGGAUACCUACAAGAGAAAGUUUCUACCAUUCCAUCCCAUGCCAUCGUGUUGUGCUAAUGUUGUGUUAUGGAUAAGUCGAAGAGGAGAAUAUUACUUAAUAGUAGGAUAUAAAAACGCUCAAAGAAAUUUAAAGGGUUAUUCUUUUCCAAUGUCCCUUUACGUUCUGGACAAAGGAAAAUUUUACAUUCUUCAAACAGUUCCUAGUUAUCACGUUGUUUCAGUUGAUUUCAUCUCAUUAAGAGGUGAGGAUUAUGUACUCGUGGCAGACUCAUUACAUGAUGUGCUUCGCGUUCUUCAAUGGAGAGGAUAUAAUCUCUUCGAAGAAAUUCAAGCAAUAAAAGUAAGCGGAGUGAGUCAUGUUGCACACUAUUUCUGGAAUGAUCGGCUCUUUAUCGUUGUGGCAUCUUCAAACAAAAUCUUGCUGAUGGAAGCAAUGAUCAGGGGUUCAGAUAUGAAAUUUUCAUGAUAUUUUUCCUGUAAGAUUUCUUUAGGAAAGAAAUAAAUCUUCUGAAUCAUUUAAAUAAAU